UACAAAUUAGUAUUAUGUAAAUGUUCUGUUUCUUUUCUUACCUAUUUGUAAUUUCAUUUUAAAUUGCUCAAUUCAAGCAUUUUUCUGGACAAAAACAGAUUAUAUUAAUUCUAGUCAAUUCUUACUGGAAGUUUCUAAAUAUAUGUAAACUGUGUAAAACCACCACUGAUUACGUGGUCUUCUCAAGCUGCCUGUCUGCUUUAGUGUAGUUCUUGGUGCCUAUGGUUUAGAUUGUCGUAGUCGUUAACCCUUGUAUUUCGUAUUAAGCGUACAAAAUGUCGCGGAGCGCGAUUAAAGCAAUAAAUUGGGCAGCAAUAGCAGAAAGAGUUCCAGAAGAACAAAAACAAUUAUUUUUCGCAUUUAAAGCGAAGUCCGAUCAAUAUUUACGUCGAAUGCUGGCAAAUCCCGAAUCUUCACCAAAACUUAAUUGGGAUUAUUACAAAAAGAAUGUGACAACACCUGGUCUUGUUGAAAAAUUUCGAAAAGAGUACGAAGCAUUAACAGUACCAUAUCCUGCUGACAAAUAUACUUCUCUUAUUGAUAGUGAAGAAAAACAGAUGCUUGUUGAGGUUGAAGAAUAUCGCAGAAGAUCUGAAAAACAAAUUGAGGAUAUUAAUGCAUCUAUUAGCUCUAUAAGAGCUAUAAUGCCUUAUGCUGAAAUGACAAUGGAAGAAUUUGUGGAAUAUCAUCCAGAAAGUCAUUGUGGAGUAGUAAACAAUCCAUCAAUUUGGCCACAUACACCUGAAAUGAAAGAAGGCGAAGAGGCAGCUCUAAAGCCUCCUGGAGAAGAUGAUCAUGAUCAUUAAUUUAUUUCUACAAAUUUAUAGCAAUAUUGUAGUCUAUAAAUAUGUAAAGAAUAUUAUUGGCAUACAAUAAUUGAUGUUUGAAUUAACCUAUGUCCAUAAAAAACAUUUAACUCCUAAUACAUAUUAAAAAAUGUUUUUGAUCUAUACAUUAUUGUAAAUAAAUACAUAUGAUAUACAACAUGA
Molecule: messenger RNA, 989 nt
Organism: Vespula pensylvanica (western yellowjacket)
Lineage: Eukaryota; Metazoa; Arthropoda; Insecta; Hymenoptera; Vespidae
Product: ATP synthase subunit d, mitochondrial-like
Exons: 3
Coding region: 276-806 (176 amino acids)
Biological process (GO): proton motive force-driven ATP synthesis
Molecular function (GO): proton transmembrane transporter activity
Source: RefSeq, a predicted model, not a curated record